Messenger RNA from Cladocopium goreaui, 1036 nucleotides. The record is from the annotation of a GenBank genome assembly. NCBI's taxonomy places the organism in Eukaryota, Dinophyceae, Suessiales, Symbiodiniaceae.
CCAUGCUGUUGCAAGGGCUCUCGGCUCAGAUUGCAAAGAUUUAGAUCUGUAAUCCGCUCGCUUAAUAUUUCUUGCCCACAAACAUGGCCGUCUCCCUCGCUGUCUUUGGAAUCUUCGCAGUGGUUCCAGCUGCAGCUGCGACCUGCAGCGGCAAUGAUGUCAACAUUUGGUCGACGAAAGGCUCUGCAGCCUUCUCGGACGAUAUGGAGACAUGUGGACGCCAAUGUGCUUUGUCGUCAACCGAAUGUGCAAGUGAAUGUGUGCAGAAACGGGAGGGUUACACUUCCUCUUGCGCAAGCUGCUUCGGUGGUGUGUUCGGGUGCACCCGAGAGCACUGCAAACUGAAGUGCGUCAGUGGGCAGACUCCAGCAUGCAAACAGUGCGUGAAGGAUGCAGGCUGCGCCGCCAGCUUCAGCACUUGCAGUGGCUUCACCCCACCCAGCACUGCGGCCACAGCAACCAGGGCUACCAACUGCACUGGGGCUGCAGAUCCACAGGCGAACGUUUGCUACGAGGGUUCAGCCAAGGAGCUGGCGUACAAAGAGACCGUCCAUGUGAAGGUCGAGUCUUUCAAGAAUGGACAGGGCGUCAUGGAUCUCAAUGGGUCUGGAGCUAAAAGGAUCAAUUGCCUCGGCAAGCAAUUCACCAAACAUGGGCAAGAGAUCACCACAGAUCUCAGUGACUGCAGCCCUGCUUUGCUGAAAUUGUCGGAUGUAAAGUACUGCUCCAAUCAGGACAUGGUGAUGGUGACUGCUAGUGUUGCAGGAUUUUCUGAACAUCUUUCAUUGAGCAAAGUGGCUUGCGAAGCAGAGAUGAUUGUAUGAAAUCAAGUCCAGCCGUUAGCCACAAAACCGCACGUGGUGUAGUGAGACAGUUUUGAAUCUGUCAUUUGCUCAGCUAAACCCUGAGCCCUGAGCAUUUUUGAGCAAAUCGUUGAUCCUUGAUCCGCUUUUAGUCACUAAAGUCCAAAGCUGCCAUCGAUGCAGUUGGUAUCAUAGCAGCAGUGCAGAAAAAGGCAGAUUCUCAUCCCUGCUGC